GCACCUGGAGAGCCAGCUCAGUUAGCUCUCCUUUCUCCAGCCUAUCCCUCCUUACCUGGGAUUCUAUUAUCUCUCUCCUCUCAGGUUUCUCUUCCCUGUGAGGCUGGGAACCCCAAGACGGCGUGGCCCCGACUUGCAUGUCCUAGUGGCUAAAUGCAUUUGUUAACAAUUAAAGGAGCAAGGAAAAGAAUUCAGCAGCAGCAGCCGAAGAAAGACCCCCCCCACCCCCCCAUACAGAGAAGUCCCACCCACCCCAGCUCAGGCAGGUGGAAAUCAUUGCAUCCGAGGACUUCCUGCUAAAAGGGACCUGGGGGUGCUCUCGGGCCAGUGCCUUCAUUUUAGACAUGGGAACCCAAGGGAGACUCAGGAUUUGAAUUCAGGUCCUCCAACUCCAUGCUGAACGCUCCUAGGGGCUUUGUCCUACGGAACGUGCCGCCUGGGUGAGGGACUCGAUACUGAGCGCGUACAGGAAUCCGAGAGGGGACCCGGGGCUCAGUGCGGCGGAGGGCGGGAGCAGGGAGUGUCUGUUCUCCGUCCUGGUGAAGCUCAGGGACUGACCCCCAGGGCCCAGAAGCCAGCUGUCACCCCGACUCCCCGGGCCCUUCUCUCAGCUCCCCUGCCGCAGCCUGACCAAUGACCACGAGGGAGCAGCCCCUCUUCAGCACCCGGGCCCAUGUCUUCCAAAUCGACCCAGCCACCAAACGGAAUUGGAUCCCCGCGGGCAAGCACGCCCUCACGGUCUCCUACUUCUAUGAUGCCACCCGGAACGUGUACCGGAUCAUCAGCGUGGGGGGGACCAAGGCCAUCAUCAACAGCACAGUCACCCCCAACAUGACCUUUACCAAGACUUCCCAAAAGUUCGGGCAGUGGGCGGACAGUCGGGCCAACACCGUCUACGGGCUGGGCUUUGCUUCCGAGCAGCAUCUGUCCCAGUUUGCAGAGAAAUUCCAGGAGGUGAAGGAGGCCGCCCGGCUGGCCCGGGAGAAGUCUCAGGAUGGCGGAGAGCUCACCACCCCGGCCCUUGGCCUCUCCUCCCACCAGGUACCCCCAAGCCCCUUGAUUGGCACCAAUGGCCCCGGGGAUGAGAAGCUGUUCCGAAGCCAGAGUGCCGACGGGCCUGGCCCCACGGAAAGGGAAAGACUCAAAAAGAUGCUGUCGGAGGGCUCGGUGGGCGAGGUGCAGUGGGAAGCCGAGUUCUUCACCCUUCAGGACAAUAACAACAAGCUGGUGGCUGCCCUGCGAGAGGCCAAUGCCAGCGUGGAGCGGUGGAAGGAGCAGCUGGAGGCCUACCAGGAGGAGACGGAGCGGCUUCGGCUGCGGGUGGCCGAGCUCGAGGCUCAGGGGCCCUCGGAGACGCCCAGUGACGGCGGGAAGGAGGGGCUGAGCCAGAGGCUGGAGGAGCUGGAGAUGCUCAUUAAGACCAAGGAUGAGGAGAUCCAGAUGUUGAAGAGCCAGAAGGGUGGCCUUCGAGAGGCGGAGAGCGAGCGGGAACGGGAAGAGGCCCUCCAGAAACUUCAGGAGCUGGAGAGCAGGUACACGGAGAUGGAGCGGCAGCUUCAGGGCACCCAGCGCAGCCUGGAGGAGGCCCGAGGGGAGCGGGAGCGGGCCCGCGCCGAGGUGCUCAGGGCCACCGAGCUCCUGGACCUCAAGAUCUGUGAGCUGAGCGAGCUGCGCCAGGGCCUGGCCCGGCUGGCCGAUGGCGCCCCCUGACCGGCUGGGGCCAAGGGGGGCCGGAUGCUCUCCUGAGCCUCCAAACCUGGCACCGAGGGGUCUGUGGUGGGUGACGGGGCAUGGCUUUUGUAGGGGGCGGGGAACGUUGGCAGUUUUUCCAGUAGUUUUCUAUUUAAAGCAAUCCUUUCCCCGGCCCCCUCCAGCGCCUGGUGGGAGCCUGGAUUCGGGGAGCUCCAGCCCUGGCUGGCCAGGCCUGACUGCCUUCGGGGAUCUGAGUCACAGGAGGAGGGAGCCCAGGAGACUUCCAGACCGGAAGCUGGGUCGGCGCUGACUCAGCCCUUCAGGCUGGGGCUGGUCUAGAUGGGGGGGGGUGGGGGAGGCCCCUCCCAGGAAGGGAAGAGGGGCAGGAACCUGCUCUCCCAGCAUCUUCCUCCAGCCCUGAAAGCCCUGGAGAGGGGCAUUCAUUCCCCUAAAGCUGGCAUGAAGGGAAUGCCCUGGGCUGGGGGGGGGGGGGGGGAGACGCUGGUUCCAGCUCUGCUGCCCAUUAGCAAGAGUGUGAAGAGGGGCUCGCGGGCUGCUGGAGGGGCGGCUGAGAGGAAGGGGGGAGGGGUGUGGGACAGCUGUGUUGGGGGAGGGGUUCCUUUGUGACAUUGGGGAUUUGUAGGUUUUUUAGUAUCUGGGCAGUGGCUGUCCAGGAAAAUUAAAUUUCUAAUCUUA
This is a messenger RNA of Monodelphis domestica (gray short-tailed opossum), 2388 nucleotides long. The record is from RefSeq and is a predicted model, not a curated record. NCBI's taxonomy places the organism in Eukaryota, Metazoa, Chordata, Mammalia, Didelphimorphia, Didelphidae.